Messenger RNA from Hibiscus syriacus, 515 nucleotides. Its product is annotated as ethylene-responsive transcription factor ERF098-like. Lineage: Eukaryota; Viridiplantae; Streptophyta; Magnoliopsida; Malvales; Malvaceae. The transcript has a single exon. Gene Ontology annotation, biological process: ethylene-activated signaling pathway; regulation of DNA-templated transcription. Bases 63 to 515 code for a protein of 150 amino acids. The record is from RefSeq and is a predicted model, not a curated record. Gene Ontology annotation, molecular function: DNA binding; DNA-binding transcription factor activity.
UUUGAAACCUAAAAUCAACUAAAAGUCCAUUUUUAGGGUUAACGUGAAUUAGGGAAAGUGCCAUGGACGAUCCAAAUAAAAGCAAGAAAGAGGAAGCAAAAGAAGUAAAAUAUAGAGGAGUGAGGAGAAGGCCAUGGGGAAAAUAUGCAUCUGAGAUUCGAGACCCUUCAAAGCAAGGUGCACGGUUAUGGCUGGGGACAUUCGAUACAGCGGAGGAAGCUGCUCGAGCUUACGAUCGAGCCGCGUUCAAUAUGCGAGGUCAUAUGGCUAUUUUGAACUUCCCCCAUGAGUACUAUCCUCUACUCGUGGCGGGGUCAUCAUCUCUAAAUCCAUAUCCGUAUCCUCCUCCUCCUCCAUCGUCUGUUGGUAUCAAUAAGAGCUUUGACAAAGGAAGUUCGUCGUCCGGUGGACAGCAAAAGCCCGUUUUCGAGUUUGAGUAUUUGGACGACAGGGUGUUGGAGGAGCUACUUGAAGCUGAAGAGGAGAAGAUUAAGAAGAAGAAAUGGAAAGAUUGA